This is a messenger RNA of Solanum tuberosum (potato), 1657 nucleotides long. RefSeq lists its product as uncharacterized. Bases 129 to 788 code for a protein of 219 amino acids. The transcript is spliced from 2 exons. Lineage: Eukaryota; Viridiplantae; Streptophyta; Magnoliopsida; Solanales; Solanaceae. The record is from RefSeq and is a predicted model, not a curated record.
UCUCUUGUUUUUCUCUCAGAAACGCCACCGCAGCUGACAUCCUAAGGCGCCAGAACUGACAUCCUUAGACGCUGCAUCUUUUUCUCUUCGCCUUCUUGGUUUGUCGCCAUCAAUUCUCUCUGUUGAUCAUGGAUAGCGGCUGGAUGCAUGAAGCAAAGUUCUCUAAAAGAUAUGUUGAGGGUGUUCACUCUUUUAUGCAACUUGUUCGGUCUCACUUUGAUCGAAAUUCUAAAGUUCGAUGCCCAUGUCAAGAUUGUUUAAAUGUAUUUUUUAAGACACAAGAAGUAGUGUAUGACCACCUGUUGAUAAAGGGAAUUAUGGGAAGUUACGUGCAAUGGAUAUACCAUGGGGAACAAUCCCAAAUGAGUUAUAACGAUGAAGUGAUUUACAAUGAAGAUGAAAAUGAAGAGCAUGACAAUGAUGACAAAAUUCACACUAUGUUAGAAGAGGUUAGUGGAAAAUCAUUUGUCCAUUUUUCGGAGGAGACAACAACCGAUAAUAAUGUGUGCGGUAAUAUGAGUGAGAAGGAAGCCAAAAGGUUUGACAAAUUGCUGGAAGAAGCUAAAUGUGAACUAUACCCGGAAUGUAAGAAAUUCUCAAAGCUUUCGUUUCUUUUGAAGUUGCUACACUUGAAAGUGUACAAUCAAUGGAGUAAUAAAUUGUUUGAUAUGUUACUGGAGUUACUAAAAGAGGCAUUGCCUACUGGUGAGACACUUCCUAAGUCCUAUUAUGAUGCUAAAAACAUGUUACAAGGUUUGGGAUUAGGAUACAUUUCGAUUAAUGAUUGAAAAAAUGAUUGUGUGUUGUACUGGGCUGAACAUAAAGAUAGACAAGAGUGCCCACAUUAUGGUAUUUCGAGGUGGAAAAUUGAUAAUGGAAAAGAUAAGAAGAUUCCUCAUAAAGCCUUGCGGUAUUUUCCAUUAAAGCCUAGACUUCAACGAUUAUUUAUGUCUAGUAAAACAAGUGUGGACAUGAGGUGGCACAAAGAAAAACAUCUUGAUGAGGAAAAUGUGUUAAGACAUCCCGCUGAUUCUGAAGAAUGGAAAGAGUUUGACAAAAAUCAUCCGUGGUUUGCACAAGAACCUCGUAAUAUUAGACUCCGUCUUGCAACUGAUGGUUUUAACCCAUUCGGUAACAUGAGCACAUCGUAUAGUAUGUGGCCUGUUAUUCUUGCUCCUUAUAAUCUUCCUCCUUGGAAAUGCUUUAAGGACCCAUUUAUGAUGAUGUCACUGCUUAUUCCUGGUCCUCAAGCACCAAGAAAGGAUAUUCAAAUGCAAGUGGUUUGAUCUCUGCAAGAAAACAGGGAUGCAAAAAGACAAAAAUUUUACGAGCAUUUGUGUUAAAAGAUUUUGGUAUGAACGUGAUUCUUUUGUACUAGCUACUCAAGCAAAGCAAGCAUUUUACAUUGAUGACCCAAAAUUGGGAGAGAAUUGGCAAAUUGUGCUCAAAUUUCAAGAUAGACGCUUAUAUGAUGUGCUUGAGAGAGAAACUUUGGAGACUGAAAGUGAUGAGUUACAUAUUACAAAUGAUGAAGUGUAUCAAGACAUGUCACUGGAAAGUAAUUCAAUUGUCUGUGAUACAGUGGAUAUGUUGAGUCAACUACAUAGAGAUGAUGUUGAUUCAGUUAUCUUGGAUGCAAAUGUAAUUGAAUUAGAGG